AUGAUUAUCCUUUUGGCUCUUUUCAAAGAUAUUGAUCAAGGUUGUUACAUAAAUGACGGGAAAACACUUAAUAAAGUCAAUGAUACAUCACCGCAUCUUAGGAUAUCAGCACGGUGUGAAGAAAUAAAAGAAAGUUGCUUUUAUAAACUAAAUUCGUUGAUUUCGUUUUCCUUUGAAGACCACCCUAACUUAACAACAAUUGGAAGUUCCAGCUUUCAAUCAUGCAUACAUCUUUCCAUUGCUAAUUUAUCAUCCUGCAUUAAACUUAUAACAGUUUCUUCCUAUGCUUUUAGUUCUUGUGAUGAAAUUAGUAUGAUUCUAUUACCAACAGGACUUCAAGAAAUCCAAAUAUCUGCUUUUCAAUAUGAUAAGUUAUUAACUAGUGUAAUAAUUCCAGCAUCAGUGGAAAUUAUUGGUAGUACUGCCUUUUCAGAUUGCGUUAAUUUAAAAAAUGUUACUUUUGAAGAAGGUUCUAAUCUAUUAACUUUAGAAUGGGCUGUAUUUUCUGGAUGCUCGAUAAGUUCAUUUCAAAUUCCAGAAAAAGUUACAAAUGUUGAUGGAUAUGCAUUUACAGAUGGAAAACUAACAAAUCUCACGCUUCAUCCAAAGAAUGAAUACUUAUUUGUAGAAAAUAACACAGUAUUUUCGGCAGAUAAAUGUAUUUUAUUCUUUAUUUCUAAUAAAACUUUCGAAACAUAUGAAAUUCCGAGUUUUGUUUCAACAUUAGGACAGGGCUGCUUCUAUAAAUCAAAGAUAACCGCAAUAGCAAUACCAGAAAAUGUAAAAAGGAUUGAACAAAUAUGUUUUUGUGAUUGUAAGAAUUUGAUAAAUGUUACAUUUUUAGGGCCUCUAGAAAACAUUGGUAGUAAUAUAUUUGCACUUAGUAAUAACAUUGAACUUAUUGUCUUUCCGAAUACAACAAUGAAAGUUGAAGGAUAUGAAUUCAUUUCAAACAGAUCUCCAAAAAUCCGAAUGAAAUUCACUUGUAAAAUUCGAUUUAAUUAUAAUUCAAUUUAUAGAAUUACAAAUGUCUCAAUAUCAUAUCUUGAUAAACUAGAUCUUGUAAUAGACAAAAAUACACUUAUAAUGGAUUCAUAUCAAACAAAAAUAUAUGAAUUCUGGGGUUUCAAUGUCUUAAAGAUUACUAUUCCGAAAACUGUUUCAAGAAUCAGAGAAAGUGCUUUUGAAAACUCGACAAUUCGACAGAUAGAUUUUGAAAAAGAUUCGCAGCUUGUUGAAAUUGAGAAUUAUGUAUUCAGAAACUGUUCAAUGUUAGGAUCCAUUAACUUUUCUUCUUUAUAUUUGCGAUCUCUCGGAUUUUCAGCUCUAAAAGAUUGCAUUUUGUUAUCUUCUGUAAGUUUUGCAUCAUCAGAUGUUGAAGUGAUGAAUAAUGCCUUUGAAAAUUGCAUUAAUUUAGAAAGUGUUAAUUUUAUGAAUAAUAUUCUUGAUAACUGUUUUUCAGGAUGUACUAAUUUAAGCCAAAUUAAUAUUAAAGAAGGAUCAGAGAUUAUUGGAGUUGGAUCAUUUGAAAAUUGUAAUUCUUUGGAGAAAUUAAAUAUACCAUCAUCUGUGAAAAUUAUUUCAGAUUAUGCUUUCAUUAAUUGCAAUAAUCUGAAAACAAUUUUCUUCAUAUCAAAUAACUUAUUAGAGAAUUUCUCAAUUAAUUCAUUUUCAGGUUGUAUAUCUCUUACUAACAUCACUGAUUUUUCAUCCGAUAAUUAUGAAUGUAAUUUUAACACGAUUUAUUAUAAAAACAAUUCAAAACUUGAUCUAGUUUAUCACGCGAGAAAUUCUUUAGAUAAAGUUCUUAUUGUAAGUUGUAAUACCAUUUGUAGAUUUUCGUUUAAUCAUAGCAACAAUAUUAAGAAUAUUAGCAUUUCACCGAAUAGUGUUUCUCAUAUUGAAGAAUUCUCAUUCAAUAAUUGUCCCCAACUCAGAUACAUUAACUUCCCUCUUUCAAUUCAAACAGUAGCUGCUUAUGCGUUUAAUGAAUGUAGAUCAAUACGAUGCCCUAUAAAUAUAGAGAAUACAAGUGUUGACUACCUUAAAAUGAUUUCAGAAUCAGGUAUUUCUUCAAAGCUUGUUUUUUCAUGCCAAUUUUUGUAUGAUUCUAACAGGCAAAAAGUUAAAUUUCAACUAUUUAAUAGUUCUGCAAAUCUUUUUUGGCGACAUCUUUCCAAUUAA
Molecule: messenger RNA, 2184 nt
Organism: Trichomonas vaginalis G3
Lineage: Eukaryota; Parabasalia; Trichomonadida; Trichomonadidae
Product: antigen BSP-related family
Exons: 1
Coding region: 1-2184 (727 amino acids)
Source: RefSeq, a predicted model, not a curated record